Messenger RNA from Mizuhopecten yessoensis (Yesso scallop), 5684 nucleotides. RefSeq names its product neprilysin-like. Gene Ontology annotation, biological process: protein processing. Gene Ontology annotation, cellular component: plasma membrane. Bases 526 to 2808 code for a protein of 760 amino acids. The record is from RefSeq and is a predicted model, not a curated record. Gene Ontology annotation, molecular function: metalloendopeptidase activity. The transcript is spliced from 22 exons. Lineage: Eukaryota; Metazoa; Mollusca; Bivalvia; Pectinida; Pectinidae.
CUUUGAAGCAUAGAUGUGAAGUGUUUUUAGCUUUAAGAUACGACAUGUAGGUGGAGUAUUAUAACUGGAACAAAACUGACAGACAACGCGUUUCACUUAAAUAAUCAACAACGCAUUUAUUAUAUAGGCCGUAAUAUAAUGUCUAUAGCGAACGUGACGUCAAUGCAAGUCUUCUUAUUAUAGCUUCAAAUUUAAGAGCAAGGGGCGUGUAUCAUUCAGGUCAAAGGUCACGGCAGCGCUGUACGGUGAUGUCUUAGACGGAACAGGAUAAAGUCCCCUUUGUACGGAGCGCGGCCUGGUGUGGGCAGGUCAAUUUUUAGGAAAAAAUCAUGAGAUUCUGCCAAACAAUGACAGUCAGGUGCACGUAAAGUUAUCUAUUACGAGGGCUUGUUCUGGAGGAUUGGUGCGUGAAUUCCUCUGUAAAAUCGUUGUUGAAUCCAUACCCACAUAGUAAUUAACAUUAAUUGAUUUUGUCAUCGCAUAUUUGGAAUUAUUUAAAGUCCUGUUUGAAGUUAAUCCAGCAAGAUGCCACACUGGAAUAAUGAAAACGGAGGACAGAGGGACAGUAAGCUGGAGCUUACGUCUGUAGAACUUAGUUUUGAGAAGAAAGGAUGGUUCGGAAGGCGUUCCAAGAUGGAAAAGGCCAUGCUGGUGAUCCUGUUCUGUCUCGUGGUCACAGUUAUUGUACUGGCUGUACUAUUGGCGGUGAGAUCAGUAAAGGAGGACGAGGAAGAUAUCUGCGUGACAACGGACUGUACAGAGUCAGCUGCAAUGCUUCUCAACAAUCUGGAUACAACGGUUAAGCCAUGUGAGAACUUUUUCGAUUUCGCCUGUGGGACGUGGCGAAAGAAGAACAUUAUCCCGGAGGAUCGUUCAAGUCAAGAUGUAUUCGGGUUAUUACGGGAUGACGUACAAGUUGUCCUAAAAAACCUGCUGGAGGCUCCUAAAACAGAUAAGGAUAUAGAGGUGGAGACAAAAAUAAAGGAUAUGUAUUCCUCCUGCAUGAAUCAAGAUCUUAUUGAACAACGAAACAUUUCGGUAGCGUUUCCGAUGUUGAACGAACUUGGCGGUUGGCCGGUACUGGGUUCGAAACCUGGCGGUAACUGGAAUGAGAGUGAAUACGACCUAACCCAGUUAAUGGUUAAACUCAUUAAGUAUAACAACAAGCCACUGAUAGAGAUGUACGUGUAUACGGACGUGAAGAACUCCACCGUCAGGGUCAUUUAUGUGGACCAGCCCGGGUUUGGAAUGCCAGGACAAAAGUACUACCAGAAAGGGCGCGAUGACGUCAUGGUGAAGGCUUACGAGGAACUAGCUAAAUCAGUCAUGAUGGCGUUUGGUGCUACCGAACAGACAGCAACCGAUGAUACAAAAGCAAUGGUCGAUUUUGAAUUUGAUAUUGCAAAUAUAUCCAUGGCAGCCGAGGAUAGACGGGACAGCAAUGUUCUAUAUAACAGAAUGCCGUUAUCUCAACUUUCAGAAAAUUUUACGGAACCUGCAGAUGUGAAGUUUAAAUGGGAUGAUUACAUAACCGGGAUCAUGAUGAUGGAGGGAGUCAACAUCACAGUGAACGACAGUGAACCAAUUAUAGUUCGGGCAGUGCCUUUCUUCGAAAAGCUCUUUGGCAUCCUACAGAAACACGGAAAGAGGGCUGUGGCCAACUACGCCCUGUGGAGAAUAAUGAAGAAUAGAAUAUACAACCUUGACGAAUCAUACCAGGACCUGAUAACUAAAUAUAACAAGGUAUUAUAUGGAACUGCUGUUCCACGUGCAAGGUGGCGUACUUGUUCCUCCUACAUCAACUCCAACCUUGGCUUGGCCCUGGGGAGACUUUUUGUGAAAGAAGCAUUUGACGAAGAGUCCAAGAAAGAUACGGAAGAACUGAUAAGGCGACUCAAGAUAGCCUUCAACGAGCUUGUAGGAGGAAACGACUGGAUGGACGAUGCCACCAGGAAUUUGGCAAAAGAAAAGGCAAAUGCCAUCAAACAGAAAAUUGGCUACCAGGAGAUACUACUAAAUGAGAAAGAACUCAACAAACUCUACAUCAAUUACACAAUUCAGCCUGAAAAGUACUUUGAGAACGUUUUGGGAAUUAUCAACAGAAUAUCCAUCGACACUGUCAGACAGUUACGCACGGUAGUCGACAAAACUUGGUGGACAACAGCCCCUGCUACAGUAAACGCGUAUUACAACUCAGUCUUAAACAGAAUUAUGUUUCCAGCUGGUAUCCUGCAACCGCCAUUUUACGGGAAAUCUCAGCCAAAGUCGAUGAAUUACGGCGGAAUAGGCGUGGUCAUUGGACAUGAAAUCACACACGGAUUUGAUGAUAGAGGCCGUCAGUACGACAAGGACGGUAACUUGGAACAAUGGUGGUCAGACGACGCUAUCACAAGGUUUAAGGCCAAAGCUCAAUGUAUCAUUAAUCAGUACGGUAACUUCUCGCUUCCAGAGGCGGACGGAAUGAACCUAAAUGGCAUCAACACACAAGGGGAGAACAUUGCAGAUAAUGGUGGCCUGAAACAGAGCUACAGAGCCUACCGUGACUGGAUCAAGCAGAGAGGGCGGGAAGAAGCACAACUGCCCGGUGUCAGUUACAACCAUAAUCAGCUGUUCUUCAUCAACUUCGCACAGAUCUGGUGUGCUAGCAUGCGCAGAGAAAACGCCAUCAAUCGAAUCCUCACAGGAGUACACAGUCCCGGGCGAUUUAGGGUCAUUGGAACAUUACAAAAUUCUCCCGAGUUUGCUGAAGCCUUUAGCUGCCCUAAAGGCAGUUACAUGAACCCUAAUAAGAAGUGUGGAGUCUGGUAAAUAUUGUAUCUUGAUUGAUUAAAGUAUUCAUGUUAAAAAUUUACUGAUGAUUGAUGAUGACAAUAUAUAUGUGCCAUUUAGAUCCAACAAUGAUUUUAGUACUGAAAUAUCAAUUUAGAUAUCAACAUCGCAAUUUUUAGUUAAAACAUUAUCAAAUAUUUGCAAUUUGCCAAAAUGUGCGUGUCGUUUAGAUAGAAAAAAUGUUUUCAAGAUUAACAAUUAGCAGGAAUAUUAAAUAUAUCCAGUAUUUACGCGGUAAAUGUUUUGAGACCACAUCAACAACGAACUUAUUAGUGAUUUUAAAAAUACUAACCAGAAAGGAGUACAGUGAUUGGAGUCUUUAUUUGAUUUUUUCUUUCUAUGUCAAAUUAUGUUAUUCAAUCAUUUUCAUUAUGCAUAAUGUCAUUACAUCUGCUAUGUGAAUGUGUCCAUUAUUCACUUACACAGUUAUAUUACAUUGCUAUUGUAAUGGGAAUAUUAACACAAUUUAUAACACAUAUUGAUACUACAUUGUAAUUUUCAUUAUGUCCAUGAUACAUUGUAUACAAUGAAUUAAAAGUUUGUUAUCUUUGAUAUCCCUUGUACACAAUUAUGUUAGUAUCAUGUGAGUCAUCCUCGAACUCCAAGAGUACCGCUCUAGAUACACUUUAAUAUGCUCCUAUGUUUUACACCUGUAAAAUGCAUGAGAAAACAAAUACUACAUACGCGACACCAGUCUGAUACGUGCAAUGAAGAUCAACGGAACCGCUCGGCAGCGUGACGGUAAAAUUGACAAGAUUUUAAGUUUGAUACAGCUCCGGUGUAAUCUUCCAUGGCCAGGCAUAAGCUUAUGGAUUGGUCAGGUUUUUCUUUACCUGAAACCGUUAACUGUGGGCGUUCGAUUUUGUUAUGACAAACUCCAGGAGUGCUGCGAAGGUGUGUUUUAUUUCAAGAGAAACCAUUGUAUUUCCUGGAUGAAUGUGAAUAUUUUCAUGCUGCAUUGUACAUGAUAUUAUUAUAUUGUAAUAUGAAUAUAUUCAGGAUACAUUUUGCAAAUGAUAUUUCAUUAAAUGUAAACAUGACCACUUCAUUGUUUUCGAAAUGAAUUAUACAUUUACUUAUAUACAUGUAUGCGUGUUAUCUUCAAUUCUUCUGUUAGUUAAUUCAUAUCAAUAUCAGACCUUUUUUGUUUUCAAAUUUUAAACGAAUGACAAAAUGUUUAUUUUUGUAGAAUUUUAUUUGAAACACAAUGGUAUACCUCAAGUGACUUUUAUGAAUUUUGCAUUCAUUUAAUUAUUCUUUCAUUGCAUAUUUGAUACGAAUAUAUAUUUCAUACUCAUGUUGUUUCUAGAAUGUCAAAGUCCCGUUAUAGUAUGAUGCCGGUAAUUAUUGUUAUGUAUAGUAAACACAUAAUUAAUUGAAUAAAGCUUUGCCAAUAGGCAAUCGACCUUCGAGAAGGAAUAUAUAAUUGUUCCCCUCAUUCUGUGUUUGUUUUUUUCAAUUUAGUAAUAUCAAUAAUUCUGAUACUUCGAAUUUGUAAGAAUCAACAAUUUCAAGUUAGAAACUUUUAGAAUCUGCCAGAAACAACAUGUAUAUUGAAAAAAACACCAUAGUACACAAUAAGUAAGAAAAAAACAUAAUAACCCCUUUCGAAACAGUUUGACAAUAAAUACAAACAACAACGUCACAAUACCUUACCGUCUCCUAUAUUGUAGAAUUGUACAGUUUCAUGGGUAUCAUCGUUGUCUUUAUAAUAUUUCAGAGAAUAUAUCACGUGGUUCUGUUCAAACAAGUUAUCAACUGUCUGGUGCUGUUAUUCGGAAUUGCGAGUUUAUUGAAUAUAUGCAUGUGAUAAACUUUAUCAUCAUUUAUGACUCUGAAUGACAUUCCAUUACCUUACUUAUGUACAUAGGGUCCAUAUUAUAAAUAAUACACCGACUUCCUAUAAAUAUGUACGAUUUAUCUACAGUAUGUAAGAUACGAGCAUGCUGUAUUGUGUUACAUGUGCUUCAAAUGUUAUAAUGUCAAUAUCCAGUAUAACUUAAAACAUGUAACUGAUCAUUAGCACUCUAACGCUAGCUUUAGUAUUAAAACAUGUUUAUUGAAAUGCUGUUCAAAUGUUGUUUUUAAUUUAACAGUUUAAGACUCGAUAAGUAUCACAUUAUAAUACUGCAUAUCAAUGGCGACAUGACUAUGAUGUCCAAUAAAAGAAAUAAAGAACGUGUCUGCAGCUACAAAUCAUUUCCUUGUAAACAAAACCCAACAAUUAUGUAUAUAAUUGGUGUACCAAUUUUUAUCUUCGUUUUGCUUUUUGCAUCAACAGAUUUAAUUUCAAACAUGUGCUUCCUUCCUUCGUAUAUUGAUUCGUUAUUAGUUGCACGUGCAAUCACCUGUGUGUGUUAAGUUCAACCUACUAUAUCGUUGAUAAAGAUCUUAUUUUAAUACUUUUUAACAUAUGUACAUAUUCAGCUGUCUAAUCAUUUUAUUUUACCAGCAUCCAUUAUUUUCUGGAAAACUAUUUUUUAUAGUUUAACUACCAAUAUGACAGACAAUACUCGGUAAUGGACUUUAACAAAAAUACAUCAAAAGUUACUGUUCGGCAAUAUCGUUAUUUACAAACCCUUGGGUGACGAUAAAAAGCUUUGAGACAACAAUGUAUUGUAAUAUAUAUCUUUGUUAUUUUUGAAGAUCACUUGCACAACAUUCACCGAAGGACGCUAAUAUUGAGAGAUUUAAGUCCAACAUACUGCAUGUUUAAGGGUAAAAGUACAACUAUGCAAAACGAAGGAGCUUCAGCUGUGUAUCAACAAUGUGAACAUAUGUAUCAUAUUAUAUGUAAAAAUGUAUGAUGUAAACAAGAAUAAAUUUAUGUAAUGAAUUUGUAUAUUUCACUCGCA